UGUCAUGUGUUGUCGCGCUCUACUCAACGUUUCCUUAAGUGAAGGCUACAUUGUGUUUUUUUCAUAUUCACGUCGCGCCAGCGUUGGGGUGUUGGUGGGUGGUAGGCUGAGUCUGCUCUGAAGGCUGCUGUUUUACAUAUUCAGUGUGUGCUGAAGUGAGCGGCACGUGCCAACCCUAUCCGUCAGGCAGAUCACUGAAUCCGAACUCCCGCUAACAGUCGACGUGGGAAUGUACCUUUAUGAAUGAUCAGCCUACAUUACGCGGCGUAUACCUGGACAACGGUAUUCCAUAGACUACAUCCGUGGAAUUCAACCGUUUGGGUGAACCGACAAGAAAUAAAGCCUGCUGAUUGGAUUACAAAGUAGCCCAAUUUCUUUGUUCUUCAGCCACCGUCAUGGAGGAUUUUUUCUAGCCUUACUGGAUCUGGAUCUGGCAAACCCACAUUCACCGCGUGCAUUAUCCCAGCCAGGUGUCUGCACCCUCAAGAGGAAUCCACAUCAGCUGCCUGGAGCUUGUCUGGUCUCCCUUAGCAAUGCAACCGUGUGAGAACUAUGACCAACCAGUGGCAUUCUUCUACAAUUACAGUGGAAAGUACAUCACCUCAGACUGGUCCACAAGAGACUAUGUGGUGCUCGGCGUUGGCCUCACGGUUUGUGCCAUUGUCAUACUGUCCAACAUAUUGGUCAUCACGGCCAUCAUCAUCAACCGUAAUUUCCACUAUCCCAUCUACUACCUGCUGGGCAACAUGGCGGCCGCGGACCUGUUUGCCGGGGCGUCCUAUGUCAACCUCCUCUUCCACACGGGGCCCUACACCAUCGGUCUCACCAAGCACCAGUGGUUCGUCCGCGGGGCCCUGGUGGACAUGAGCCUGAUCGCCUCGGUGGCCAACCUCCUGGCGGUGGCCGUGGAGCGGCACCAGACCAUCUUCACCAUGCAGCUGCACAGCACCAUGUCCAACCGGCGCGUGGUGCUGCUGAUCCUGGGCAUCUGGGCGGUGGCCGUCUUCAUGGGCCUGGUGCCCUUCAUGGGCUGGGACUGCGUGUGCGACCUGGACGCCUGCUCCAAGACGGCGCCCCUGUACAAGCGCAGCUUUCUGGCCUUCUGGGCCAUACUGAACCUCGUCAUGUUCUCCGUCAUGGUGGCCAUGUACGCGCGCAUCUUUGCCUACGUGCACCGGCGCUGCCGCAUUAACAGGCCAGCCCUGGACGUUGACCAGAUGAAUUACGAGACGGUCAUAAACCUGAUGAAGACGGUGGCCAUAGUUCUGGGUGCUUUCGUCAUCUGCUGGACCCCAGGCCUCGUGAUCCUCCUUCUGGACGGGUUGAAUUGCAACGGUUGCCAGCUUCUAAAGUAUGAGAAGUACUGUCUGGUCUUGGCUGAGUGCAACUCGCUGGUGAAUCCCAUCAUCUACUCGUACCGGGACGAGGACAUGAGAAAGACGUUCAAGCAGAUUCUGUGCUUCCUGUGCAGGACUGAGGAUGACCAGCAGGGGGAGAUAUCCACUGUUAAGUUCAAGAAGAGAGACAGUACCAAGCCUAAACGCAGCUCUUUAAGACUCCCUCUGUUCUCCUCAUCAAGCAGCGCUGGAUAAAGUUGUCCUGUGCAUAGGACACUUCUCUUUUGGAAAACAUGAUCAUGGUGCAUUUUGCAACUGAUAAGUACAUUCGUCGAGAUCCAAAUAUGUUGGUGUGAUUUUUUUUGAUAAGUGUGUGUUCCUUGUUAUGGAAGAUUAAAAAAAAAAAAAAAAAAACUUCCACAUUUCAUGAACAGAAUCAUGUGAUUACAAAUGACACGAUUCGCAGCACUCUAUGUUCAUGUUCUAGAACAUGCACAUGUAAGAAUGUAAUUCACCAAGGGAAGGUGGACAGAACAAUGCUUUCUCCAAUCUGUGCAGCCGAUGCAGUGACCUGCUUUUACGUUUAGACCAGGGAACUGCCCAGCACAAGCACCUGCCUUAGUCUACCACAGGAAACCAAGCUACGGCCCCGGGACAACAGGGAUGUAAAUGCCCUUAUUGGCGAUUCACAGGGGCAGUUGAUUAUAAAGGUGGUCAAGGCAGAGAAUGGUGCCCAUUUGUGCCAGCGGUCCAUAUAUCCCAGCAGGCCUGGGAAAGAUUUCA
Messenger RNA from Sardina pilchardus (European sardine), 2120 nucleotides. It is a transcript of the gene lpar2a, whose product is annotated as lysophosphatidic acid receptor 2a. Bases 534 to 1592 code for a protein of 352 amino acids. The transcript has 3 exons. Gene Ontology annotation, molecular function: lysophosphatidic acid receptor activity. Gene Ontology annotation, cellular component: plasma membrane; cytoplasm. Gene Ontology annotation, biological process: regulation of metabolic process; adenylate cyclase-activating G protein-coupled receptor signaling pathway. The record is from RefSeq and is a predicted model, not a curated record. NCBI's taxonomy places the organism in Eukaryota, Metazoa, Chordata, Actinopteri, Clupeiformes, Clupeidae.